Molecule: messenger RNA, 2550 nt
Organism: Medioppia subpectinata
Lineage: Eukaryota; Metazoa; Arthropoda; Arachnida; Sarcoptiformes; Oppiidae
Source: the annotation of a GenBank genome assembly
GACGCGUCAGACAUACGUCUACUUCGGCUCAAAGUGUUUGCCGGACAUAACUUAGCGAAGAAAGACAUCUUCGGCGCAUCGGAUCCAUACGUUCGCAUCGAUUUGAUACGAAAUGCCGACGACUCGGUCAUCGACUCUGUUUACACCAAAACUAAGAAAAAGACAUUGAAUCCCAAAUGGGAAGAAGAGUUCAUAUUCAGGGCCAACCCUAAUAACCAUCGAUUGUUAUUAGAAGUAUUUGAUGAAAACCGGUUAACUCGCGAUGACUUCCUCGGAAUGGUUGAACUCCCGUUGCAUAACAUUCCCACUGAAAGAGCCGGUCGUACGAUAUCUCAAAAGUAUUACAUUUUGCGUCCGCGAAGCGCCCGAUCCAAAGUGAAGGGACACUUACAGCUCUAUCACGCGUACAUCGCAUCAUCAGAUGAAGAGGAGACACAAUCCAUUCAAGAGAAUGAGCCGGGUUGGGAAGUGGUUGACGUUGAUAACGGUUCCGAAGAACAUCCGGCGCCGCCAAUCCUGAUGCAGUCAAGCAGUUCUGAUUCAAUAUCAACUCUAUUGCCGACGGGUUGGGAGGAACGACAGGAUGCGAACGGAAGGACAUAUUUCGUGAACCAUAUCGCGCGCACCACUCAAUGGCAUCGACCGACAGAUACAACCAGUAUUAAUGAGGACCAAACGCAACAAAGAAGUCUCGAAUCAGCUCAAGAAUUCAGACGAAGGGUACACAUCAGUGUCGAACAAAAUGGCGAACACAACUCUACCAAUGAAGAACCCAUUAAUGAAUUUGCAUGUGUCUGUUAUGGUUGCGGAGAAAUCAUCGGAAACACUUCGGGCCAUCCUGUACCGCCUGCCGGUCCUUCAAAUUCGAGCAAUUCUACCGCUGGUCACAGAAGUCCUACAAUUCCACAAACAAACGACGGAUUGCCAGAGGGCUGGUCACUACAAGUGGCACCCAAUGGAAGAAUUUUCUUUAUUGACCACAACUCCAAGACUACCACUUGGAUCGACCCGAGGAAUGGGAAGGCGAGCCCUGCGCCCAACCAAACCAAUGUAGCGAACAAACCUAAAUUGAAUACAGUCGACGAUUUGGGACCUCUUCCCGAUGGUUGGGAGGAACGCAUGCACUCCGACGGACGUAUAUUCUUCAUCGAUCACAACAACAGAGUGACCCAAUGGGAUGACCCGCGUCUCAACAAUCCCAAUAUCGCUGGUCCUGCGGUUCCCUAUUCUCGGGACUAUAAACGCAAAUAUGAAUAUUUACAGCUUCGUCUGCCGCGUCCGUCAAACGUGCCAAACAAGUUGGAGAUCAAAGUGAGCAGAACUAACAUAUUUGAAGACUCGUAUCGCUCUAUUUCGGGCAUAAGUCGCGUCGAUUUACUUAAAACAAAACUAUGGCUCGAGUUUGACGGCGAAGAGGUGCUCGACUACGGGGGCGCCUCUCGAGAAUGGUUCUACUUGUUAUCAAAAGAGAUGUUUAAUCCUUAUUAUGGUUUGUUUGAGUACUCGGCCGCUGAUAACUAUACGCUCCAAAUCAACCCGUUUUCUGGUAUGUGUAAUGAGGAGCACUUGUCUUACUUUAAGUUCAUCGGACGAGUGGCCGGAAUGGCUAUAUUUCACGGCAAACUUUUGGAAGCGUUUUUCAUUCGCCCGUUUUAUAAGAUGAUGUUAGGAAAGCCGAUCCAAUUAAAGGACAUGGAGAGUGUGGACACCGAGUAUUUCAAUUCUCUCAAAUGGAUUCUAGAUAACGAUCCAUCGGAGCUCGACCUCAGGUUCUCCAUCGAUGAGGACCUCUUCGGACAAAUAGAACAGCGAGAGCUCAAACCUAAGGGCACUCACAUCGCCGUCACUCAAGACAAUAAACUCGAAUACAUAGAUUUGGUAAUUCAAUGGCGAUUUGUUUCUCGAAUUUUACCACAAAUGGAGGCAUUUCUCGAAGGUUUCAAUGAAUUGAUUCCAUUAAGUCUUAUCAAAGUUUUUGAUGAACACGAGUUGGAACUACUUAUGUGUGGCAUUGGAAACGUUGACGUAAAGGAUUGGAAACAAAACACCGUAUAUAAAGGCAGUUAUCACCCGAACCACAUCGUUGUCCAAUGGUUUUGGAGGGUGGUGCUAUCGUUCAACAAUGAGAUGCGUUCCCGUCUGUUGCAGUUCGUCACCGGCACCUCUCGGGUCCCUAUGAAUGGCUUUAAAGAGCUCUAUGGCAGUAAUGGUCCGCAACUGUUUACUAUAGAGAAGUGGGGCACUCCUCACAAUCUACCACGUUCUCACACUUGUUUCAAUCGUUUGGAUUUACCCGCAUAUGAAAGCUAUCAGGAGUUGAGAGAGAAAUUGAUUCAAGCGAUCGAAGGGUCGGAGUCUUUCGGUGGAGUCGAUUGAGUCGAUGAAUCUAUAGAUUGAUUUAUGCACUCAUUUCUAAAUUAUUAUAACUUUUAAUAUAUUUUAUUGUUUUUAAGAAAAGAGAUAAAUGAAUGGAAGACUCUGUGAUUCUAAAGAAUAUAAAUUCGAGUAUUUUAAUCGUGAUAUCACUUAAUUGUUGGCUAAAAAAAUCGC